GUUCCCAGGACAACGAAACCCCAAACAACCUCGGAAACACGGCGAACACCGCAGGUUAACGACGGCUAAUUAAUCGCCCCUGACGACUGGUAUCGAAACUCUUGAAGUUAAUUAAUCCAAAGUUGUAUAGUGUAUAGUUGCAUUAGAGUUAAGUCCAGAAGCCGGCAAGCGACGAAGAGCACCGCAGACAUGAGUGGCCACUGGACGUGCAGCCAGCAGCAGAGGUGGACGUCUCAGCGCCAGAUGCAGGAGCAGCUCCGGCAGCAGGAGGCCGAGCGCCUGGCCCGAGACAGGCAGCAGCAGGCCGGUGUGCGGGACGAGGAGAGCUUCGAGAGGAGGAGGCACCAGCGACAGGCGCAGGAGGAACUCAAGGAGAGGCGCAUGGAGAGCGCAAUGCUGAAGGCAGAGGAGGAGAGAAUAAACAGAGAAAAGCAACUGGAGCAAGAGGAGAGAAUGGCUAAGGAGCUGGCCCGCAUCAACUUUGAGACACAACGAGAUGAGAAAAUGAGACAGUAUAUUAAAGAGAACAGCCUGGAGCUUCGAGAACUUGAGUCAAAGCUGAAAUCUGCAUAUUUGAAUAAGGAAAGAGCUGCACAAAUGGCUGAGCAGGAAGUUAGGAGGCUUGAGACAAUGCGUGAGGAGGCAGACUUGGCCCGCAAGAUGAAGAGUGAAUAUGAGCGAGGAGACGUCGAGAAGCAGAAAGUGGAGGAGAAACGCCACGAGGAGCUGGUGCAGUGUCAGAGAGAGCUGGAGCAGCAGCUCGUGGAGAGGGAGCGCAGGAGACAAGAGGCGUACGAGGAGUUCCUCAAAGAGAAGCUCGUGGUUGAUGAGAUAGUCAGGAAGAUCUACGAAGAGGAUCAGAUGGAGAGACAGCUGAAACUGGAGAAGGUCAGAGCCACUCAGCAACACAUUGAAGCAUUCAAGAAACAGCGAGCAGAGUGGAGACGGAUAGAGCAAGAAAAGAUGGAGGCCGAGAAUAAAAGGAUCAUGGAGUUUGUGAGCCAUCAGGAGAACAUGGAGGAGAGCAGAAUGGCUAAGAUCAGAGAGAGGGAAAAAGGAAAAGAGCAUCUUCAUAAAAUACUGUCUGAGAAGAUUGAAGGGGAGAGGCAGCAACGUGAAGAGAUGGAACAAGUCCGUGAGGAACUUUAUUUAGAAGAACAGGAAGAGGCUAACAGGCAGAGAGACAUUGAAGAGAUGGAGAAGAAAAUCCGACAGAGGUUGAUGAUGCAGCAGACCUGCCAGCAGCAGAUGGCUUUCAAAGAGAUGCGAAGGCAGGCAGAGAAAGAGGAAGAGGAGGCCUUCAGGAGAAUGAUGAUGGCUAAGUUUGCAGAAGACGACCGCUUAGAGCAGAUGAAUGCCCAGAAACGACGCAUGAAGCAACUUGAGCACAAACGCGAGGUGGAGAAACUGUUGGAGGACAGAAGACUGCAGCAUGAGGCCGACAUGGAACUGGAGGCUAAAGAGAGAGCAAUUGAGCAGGAGAGGGAGGCUCUGCGUCGGCAGAUAAUUGAAGAGGAGAGGCAGCGACUUCUUAAACGCCAUGCAACAAAACUCCUUGGAUACCUACCAAAGGGCUUGCUCCGUGAAGACGACCUGGAGCACUUUGAUGAAGACUUCAGAAAACACUUUAAAACACGGCAGGUGGAUAUCUUCUCUGAGGAUGGCUGGGAUGGCGAUGAGUAAAUUGCAUACUAUGCCACUAGAUAGCAGUUUAUGGUUGCAAAGUUCUUUAAUUUCUCAGCAUCCAUGAUGGUGCUCGUGUAGCAUUCAGUCACAACAACAUUAUUAAUUGACAUGUUUUUAUUUGGACUGUGCUGACAGGAUCUUAAUAAAAAUAAUUCCAGAAAAGAUCUGAGGCUGUCUGCUGGCUAAAUGUGACACUAAUUAGGAGACACCUCUCUAAAUCUAAAUGAACUUUGAACCCGAAGUCUCUCAUUUAUCUGCACCUCUCUGUGCCUCUGACUUCCCCCAGUCUAGAGCUUUCAUGAACUCGUCCUCUGUGAACGACAGCAGCUUGGCAGCUUCAAAAUGCAUCUGCACAAGACAAAAAGUCUGUCAUUGAUGAAGCUGUGAGAAGGGCGUGUAUAAGCAGGGUGUCUGAGAUGGAGACACGUACCUUUUGUCUUUUGAGGAUCUCAAUCAGCUUCAGCUGUUUCUUGAAACCCACAAUGAGUUCGGCUUUCUGUUUUUUUAGCAUUUUGUUUUCGGCAAGUAGAUUUUCUUUACUCUGAUGUUCAUCGCUUAUCUUGUCCUAAUUCAAAAUUAUUUAAAAGACUGAAAUUAGAAGUGAAACGGAUCUAACCUUUUGGGCAAACUGAGGACAAUUAAAAACAUGUUGACAUUCAGUUGAAGCUGGUACUUUUAUCCUAAUCUCUUUCCAUCUUCAAAUAUCAUAUUCCACGUUUUCCUCAGAUAUUUUCAAGUCCACUAGGCAGCAUAACAUUUAGCGGCCGUACAUGAUCUCUCUGCAUGCUUGAGUUUCAUUAUUUAGGUCAGUGGGCUCUGUAGUUUAUUACUGUGUGACGUUAUGGAGCUCCCUGUUUCAAUAUCUAAGGAGACUUUGUCCUUUUACUUUAAACAUGUUAGCACUUUACCAUACUUAACUCAUACUUUUGUGAUCUUGAAACCAUAUUACUAAGACACUCAUAAUCACAAGGCUGUAAAAUGAUAUUAAAUGAACCCUUUGAACACAGCUGUAAUAGCUUUUCAUGUAUAAAAGCUGCUUGUAAUAAAACAAAUCACAUUUGAAUAAUUCGAUUAUGUGUUUAUCAGCACUGUAAUUUACAAACCUUGUUCGUCUGUUUCAUCUUGUUGAGCUGAGCCUUGAACCUCUCCACCUCCUCCAGCGCUCUGUUCAGACGAACCUCCACCGUGCUGUGCACCGCCGCUGCU
Molecule: messenger RNA, 2892 nt
Organism: Cyclopterus lumpus (lumpfish)
Lineage: Eukaryota; Metazoa; Chordata; Actinopteri; Perciformes; Cyclopteridae
Gene: mns1
Product: meiosis-specific nuclear structural 1
Exons: 10
Coding region: 190-1683 (497 amino acids)
Biological process (GO): cilium organization
Cellular component (GO): motile cilium
Source: RefSeq, a predicted model, not a curated record